AAACGCCCCGUGCAAGAGGAAAAAAAGGAAAACUUAAGUGACUCUGAAUAAUAAUAAUAAAGCGGCGCUGUUUAUCCAAAGAAGGUGGGUUGGACAUAGGCUGAAUUCUGCGCCAAACUUUUCUAAACUUCCCUUUCCUCCUCCCCUCACUAAACGUACCAGCAGUAUUGAGUCUACUGCGCCAGUUUCACCCUCACAGCACCGCCGACCAAGGUCAGCGACUGUGACCGCCCACGGGAUCUGUCAACGCGGCAGCAAACCUCCGCGGACCCCGGCAGCUUUUUUUUGUACAUAGGAGUUGGACUCUGGUUGAACAAACGACUCACCAUCGACUGCCGGCGUAUGGAUGGAGGAAAGCACAGUAGCGAAGGAGUGAAUGAGCCAAACAAACGUUAACCCAGCGUCAAGUUUGUGAACGUUUAAAACGAAGUGACAACCAUGUUGGGAAACCCAGGGACUUAUGCUAACAAGAAGAGGAAGAAGCCUGUACUCAAACAAAAGAAACCUUCUGAAGGCAAUGAAGUUGUUAAAUCAAACCCUUCAAAGCGACAUAGAGAUCGGCUGAAUGGGGAGCUGGACCGCCUGACGGACCUCCUGCCCUUUUCCGAGGAUGUUCGCUCUCGUCUGGACAAACUGUCAGUCCUUCGCCUCAGUGUGGGAUACCUGAGGGUCAAGAGCUACUUCAAAGCGACCAUGAAGAACAGUAGCAGCAGUCUGACACUUCCUGGGCUGAAUGGGCAGAAUGGGAACAACAUGGACACCACAAGCUUCUCUGAAGGGGACCUGCUGCUCCAGGCGUUGAAUGGGUUUGUGAUGGUGGUCACGUCAGAGGGGUUGGUGUUUUAUUCCUCUCCCACAAUCAAGGACUACCUGGGCUUCCAUCAGUCGGAUGUGGUUCAUCAGAGUGUGUUUGAUCUCAUCCAUACUGAUGACCGGGCCAUGUUCAGACAGCAGCUUCACUUUGGACUAAACCCCCCACCUAUUGGCGUGGAUGAAGAUGUCUCGCAGAGUUGUGGUAAUGCAGUGAUGUACAGUCCUGAGCAGCUUCCCCCAGAGAACUCGUCCUUCCUGGAGAGGAGCUUUGUGUGUCGCUUCCGCUGCCUCCUGGACAAUUCCUCUGGCUUUCUGGCUCUGAAAUUCCAGGGGCGACUGAAGUACCUCCAUGGCCAGAGUGUUUUGAGGGACAACAGGACAUGUAAUAAAUCUCAGAUGGCUCUCUUCGCCAUCGCUAUGCCCAUGCAACCUCCAUCUAUUGUAGAGAUCAGAGCAAAAUUGCUCCUCUUUCAAAGCAAGCACAAGCUGGACUUCACACCCAUGGGCAUUGAUAGCAGGGGGAAGAUUAUUCUGGGCUACUCGGAGACUGAACUGUGCAUGAAAGGCUCCGGCUACCAAUUCAUCCAUGCAGCUGAUAUGAUGUACUGCGCUGACAAUCACAUCCGCAUGAUUAAAACAGGAGAGAGUGGACUGACUGUUUUCAGGCUCCUGAGUAAGUCUGGUGGCUGGGUGUGGGUGAAGGCCAACGCCAAGCUGAUCUUCAAAGGAGGAAGACCUGACUUUAUCAUUGCAUACCAGAAAGCAUUAGCCAACGCUGAAGGUGAGGAGUAUUUGCGUCAGAGGAGGCUGCAGCUUCCCUUCAGCUUCACCACAGGAGAGGCUGUCCUCUAUAACACUGGCCACACAGUGGACAUCACACAGUUUCAGUUCAAUAAAAAGUUUAGCAACAGUAACGUGAACAAGGAUGUGAUCCCCGGCUCAUUGCUGGACUGCUUCCUGCGACAGGAUGAAACGGUCUACACCCAGACAGUGGACGUCCCCUUACCUGUGGAUCAGAUGUUCAUGGACAGCCGGGCCCUGGUCAGUGUUGGCAAUGACCCAUGGCAGGAAAUUGGGCCCACAGCCACCACAGGUGACCCUGUUGUAGUGAAAGACGAGGCCAAGGAGUCGGUGAUGGCUGUGAUUGACAACUUGGAAAAAAUGGCUCAAAAUGGUGACUAUAGUACAGCAUUGCAGAAACUGGAGCUAAAUGAUACAGAGCUGAUGGAAUGGGAAAAUGCUCUCAAAAGAUUAAGUCAGGGUGAGGAUCAGCAGAACAAUGUCAGGUCUGAGCUGGACAGCAUCCUCACAAAUGACAUAUUUGAAUACAUAGACUCAGUUUUGUUCAAAGAGAAGGGGGAGGAUUGUCUAAACGCCAGCCCCCCCAGCUGCCUCACAGUCAACAAUAAUCAUCAGGACCCUUUUACUCAGGCUGCCCGGUUCUCAGCCACUCAACUCUGUGAGCCACAGUUGUUUCCAACACCAAGUCCAGAUAAUAAUAAUUACUCUCCAAUAAAUGGACUCUAUGCUCACCAGCAGGAUAUAGGGCAAACUGCUCAGAUGUUCAACGGCACCCAGAAACUCUCCCACCAAGGUCCCCUAAUUGCUCAGGAUGAUACCAAGGUGCCCCCUCUUCAACAGCUGCAGCUCAAGGACAUUUUCAGCCCAUCAAUAGAGCUCCCAGACCUCACUGUCCCUAAUGCCUCAGCUGAUGAUACCGUAGCCCCCUUUCAGUCCUGUGGGCAGGUGUCCAUCAGCCACAUGGGCUGCCCUCAGGGGAUUUCUGGACAGACACAGUCCAGCCAACUCCUGCCAUGUCCUCAAAACAAUUUGCAGUCUCCUGCAAUGGCGGGAAAUGGACAGCUGCCGCAUAGUCCUGUUAAACAACCAAACAGUGUAGCACCCGGCGUAAUGGACAUUCUGCCACCCUUGAUUCCUUGCAAUGACUUUGCCACAGCUUGUGCGCAGGGAAGCACCCCUUUUGAAAUGCACAACCAUCAGGUUCAGCAGCGGCCGCAGAGCCAGCAGCAGAAACUGCCUCAUGCUGGCACCAUGCAGAACGGACAUGAGCCGGUGCCAGCGUGUCACAGCCAAACAUUCCCACAUACUGGCCUUUGGCCAAGGAGUGUCACCGGACUGAACCAUACGCAGCAGGGGGGGCUGGCUUGUGGCCAGGCAGCUACUCGUAGCAGCUGCAUGUUCGACCAGCACUUUUCUUCCAGUCCAGCAGGGGGCAAUGUUCUAGCUCUCUCUGGGUCUUCAGGUCUGAGGGAGGCAGAUCAGAGUCCUCCUCGAGGUUCCUGCUAUUUCCAGUGUAGCCACAGUGAGUCUAUGGUGGGCACAUCAGCCAUAAACCAGGAGAACAUCAGCAUCAUGUCCCCCACAGAACAUGCACUCAACAUUCAGCACUACCUGGAAAACCAGACACAGCAGGAUGAAAGACUCUCAGCUGAGCUCAGUGGAAUUUUUGCUACUCCUGUUCAUGAUAUAGCCUUGUACCUGACAGAGUAGAGUCGAGUCCUGUUUUUAUUGCUGUUGCAACAACUGCAGGAGGAGGACAAAACACAGUAUAUUCUGCCUGCAUCAGUGCUCAUCCUCUGACUCUACAUCCUUAUCCUUGUGUUAUUGUAAUGUUUUAAAUGGCUUUGUAUCAUAUUUACUUUGUCCAGUCUGUAAUGUUUAAAAGCUGUUGCUUGUCAGUUUCUAGUGAAGAUACACUAUAAUAAUAAUGAAGUAUAAAGCCGCAAGUGCAUGUACCAGGAUGGAGCUUGAGCCAGCAAGGAGGAUCAGUCAAGUGGAUCCAAAUAGCCAAAGAAAUAUGUUUUUAUAAGGGAAACCACAGUUGUCAUGUUCCUGUUUUCAGCCAGGCACAUCCAUUCAUUUCCCAAACUUAAAUAUGUAAGAAUACUAAAAACAUUGACAUGAUGUUUUUAAUAUAAUCAGUCUGAACUUUGAUGCUGACAAAGUGGAGGCUUUUUCUAAAGGAGGUUGUUAUCAUAAAUGUAAAAAUGGGUAUUAAGAAUCACUGAAAGUGACAGCUACCUGAAAACACAGCUGUACCAUAAAUAUUAUUACAGAUAAAAUAAUCUGUAUAUUUUAAAUGUGGUUGAUGUAAGUGUAUAGAUACAAGCUGUAAUUCACUGUGUAUUAUAUUUGUUUUACCAGAAGCUCUGCUUUGGCUGACAAAAGAUUUGUAUGUACAGAAUGCAUCAGCACGAGAUACAUGUUUUAGUGCAGUAUAAAUGUGCUUUUAUGGAGAAUACUUUUUAAUUGGGGAUCCCAAAAAUUCAGAUGUCAGAAAUUAGCAGAGAUUGUCAGCAGAUUACCCAUCUGAUGGUCAGAUUUGUUCUGCUUGCUGCUACUGUCAGGGAUGCAAACAUUUUGAUUUGCUGCAUUAUUUCCACUUCAGUACUAAAACUGAAAAAAAAAACAUAGCUGCAGUUGAGAUUAUUUGAAUACACUGCUGCUAUUUAAGACCUGUACUUGUGGGCUAUUUUAGAGAUGCAUCUUUCUCAUACUGGUAAAGCAGUUGCACUAAUACAUACAGUAAGUCCUGUGCCAGUUAGCUUUAAAAAAAAAAAUCAGCCCAUCAAAUAUCACACUUCUCAAACAAAUGUUUUUGGUAGUCGUGCCAUCAUCAAGGUGGUACAGUAGCACCCAAAACCUUGCAGUCUUGAGAAAUGUAAUGAUGCAUUUAUGUCAACAAAAUGCUCAGUGAUUGCCAGAAAGAAAGCCUAUAAGAUCUGGAGUAUGGCAUGAUUCACAAUAGAUGCCACACUGAUGAGGUUUCACCUUGUCCUGUCUUAAAAGUACAUGUUUGAUGAAAGCUGUGUCCAAAUUCAUGGGCUGCCUCCUUUGAAUGAUGCAACCAAUGAAAGUAGGUCCACAGUGAAUAUUUGGUCAUUCUGGUCACCAAAACUAAUAGUGCAUUCAAGUGCUCCUCAUUAACUUGAUGGAAGACAAGUUUAAAACCUUAAUAUGCAUCACUGUAAGUUUGACCUUAAAGUUUACAGUGCAGGUGAUGUUUACUGUGUAAUCACGUGUGACCAACAGAAUGCAGAUGCCUCAUAGAUACAAUGUGUAAUCAACUGACUUUACAAGAUAUUGAGAAUAGCCUGAAUCCAUUGUUAAACAACUGAUGGAUGGAAGUCUUUAAGCCUUUGAAAUAGGAAAGCCGUUAUAUUUUGCUGUUGUUGAGAUUCAGACUUCAAAGGAUGCAGUCCCUGAAUCGUGACACAGCAGAUGAAUAAAAACAGCCUCCAUACUUGCUACCUAGAGACAUUCAGUCAAAGAUGCAGGUGAAUUUGCAGCUGCUCUUGCCCAUAACAUUCAUGGUUUCUAACAUAUUUAUAUUUUACAUUACCCACACUGAGCCAUAUCCAGUAUAACCCUAUAAUUUUUCUUGUGCCUUCUUGCUAAAUAGGCAGCUGAAAAAUAUCUCCAUAUAAAUAUAUCUGUGCCUUCCUGUAUAAAAUUAUAUUUUACUCAGUAGCUCUUGUUUUUCUAAGGCAAUCAUUUAGAGGUGCACUAAUUUAAGGGAAGCCGUGGCCAUAGAAGAUACAGUAUCCUUUCUGUAUAUUAAUAAGAUUGUAUCCUUAAGUGCAUUUCAAGGCUCUGAGGAAUUCCUUAAAGUCCAUUUUUCCAUUUUACACAAACGUCCUUAACAAUGGAAACAAGGGAAAACUUCAGUCGUAACAUAUCUCUACAGAGAUAUUAAACAUGCUUUCAUUAAUUAAUGAACAGUGAAAAUGUAUUUCAAGAAUGUGGAGAUACUGACUGGUUUUACAGUGCUUUCAGAUCAUAUUUACUUAGUUGUGUCUGUUUCCUGUUUGUGCUGGUCAGUCUAUUUUGGCUCCUUUUUUAAAUCUGAUAUUCACCAGAUGUUUGUAAUAUCCACACACUACAAAAACAACAUUAAUUUAAGGUUUGGAUGAACCUGAGCGAGAACAGCAUUAACAUGACAGUUUUACUGUAUUCCUGCUGCAGUUUGAUAUCACUCAGUAUUUUACCUUUCCUUAAGAAUCUAUUGUAUAUGUACCUGUAAGUAUAAUACCUAAAAAUUGAAAAAUUACAGAAAAAAAGAACCUAAAAGUCUAAGGGCACAGAUUAACAUGGCCUUCUUUUCUCUGUCCUGGUCGCUCAUUGUUCUUUGUUGUGAUGAAAGAGCAGUGACGGAAACAUCCCUCUUCCUCCUGUAAGAGGAUCUCAGCAUGAAUCGGACUGUGGAGGCUAAAAAAGGACAGCCUAUAAACCUUCUUUGAUGUUGGACUUUGAUAUGGACAUGUCAUGACCAUAGCCACUCUGAAAACCCUGGAGCCAAAUGUUUUAUUCACAGCGGUGUUGAUAUUUUUAAACUAACAUGCCUUGGUAGUUGCCAUAUUUCUGUUAUUUGCUGAAAAAAAAAAAAGAAAAAAAAAAAGAAAAAGAAAAGAUAUGAUAAAAAAUCACAACUAUUCAGUUUAAUCCACUUUUAUUUAGCCAAGCAGUUAUAUUAUCUAUAUCAGAAUGUAUGUUAAACAAAUAACCAGCCUUUGUCUACUGUUAAAUGUUUUUUCAUAAAUAUAUGUGUGCAAUGAUUCGGA
Lates calcarifer (barramundi perch) is the source of this 6395-nucleotide messenger RNA. Its product is annotated as aryl hydrocarbon receptor. The coding region runs from base 439 to 3324 and encodes 961 amino acids. The record is from RefSeq and is a predicted model, not a curated record. NCBI's taxonomy places the organism in Eukaryota, Metazoa, Chordata, Actinopteri, Centropomidae. Gene Ontology annotation, cellular component: aryl hydrocarbon receptor complex; nucleus. Gene Ontology annotation, molecular function: transcription cis-regulatory region binding; protein dimerization activity; nuclear receptor activity. Gene Ontology annotation, biological process: regulation of transcription by RNA polymerase II. The transcript is spliced from 11 exons.